UCAUCAGCCAGGAUGCCAACCCCAAACGCCUCCAGUUCUUCAGCCAAAGGCUUCCGGCGGGCAGUAUCGGAGCUGGACUCUAAACAAGCCGAGGCCAUCAUGUCUCCACAAUUCAUAGGUAGACGUCAGAGUCUUAUUGAAGAUGCCAGAAAGGAGAGAGAAGCUGCUGCAGCUGCUGCAUCUGAAGCUGCUGAAUUGACUGAGACCAUUGUCUUUGAUGAGAAGGAUGGGAUAGCCGUGUUGAAUCUUCUGUUCACACUUAAAGGAGGGAAGACUUCACUCCCAUCUCGUGCACUUAAAAUCUUUGAGACCUUUGAAGCCAAAAUCCAUCAUUUGGAAACAAGGCCCAGUAAGAAAGUACAAGAAGGUUCUACUGAGCUGGAAUACUUUGUGCGAUGUGAACUCCAUUGCUCUGCACUGAGCACAUUCAUCAGUUCCCUUAAAAGGGUGUCAGAAGAUGUAAGGAGCACAAAAGAAGACAAGUUUCAUUGGUUUCCAAGAAAAAUUUCGGAGUUAGAUCUAUGUCACCAUUUAGUUACCAAAUUUGACCCUGAUUUGGAUCUGGAUCACCCAGGAUUUUCUGACCAAGUAUAUCGUGAGCGAAGGAAAAUGAUUGCAGAAAUUGCUUUUCACUAUAAACAUGGAGACCCAAUUCCUCGAGUUGAAUACACAGAAGAGGAGAUUACUACUUGGAGGGAAGUGUAUAGUACUUUGAAGAGUCUUUAUCCCACUCAUGCCUGCAAAGAACACCUGGAUGCCUUUCAUUUACUGGAGAGGUACAGUGGCUAUAGUGAAAACAACAUCCCUCAGCUGGACGAUGUCUCUUGCUUCCUGAAAGAGAGAACUGGAUUCCAACUCCGACCAGUAGCUGGCCUUCUUUCAGCUCGGGAUUUCUUAGCCAGUUUAGCCUUCAGGGUGUUUCAGUGCACACAGUACAUCCGGCAUGCUUCUUCUCCCAUGCACUCUCCAGAGCCGGACUGCUGUCAUGAACUUCUGGGACACGUACCAAUGUUGGCUGAUAAGACAUUUGCACAGUUUUCUCAGGACAUUGGACUUGCAUCUUUGGGUGCAACUGAUGAGGAGAUUGAAAAACUUGCAACACUUUAUUGGUUCACGGUGGAAUUUGGGCUCUGCAAGCAAAAUGGAAUUAUUAAAGCCUAUGGAGCUGGCCUUCUCUCUUCCUAUGGAGAACUCAUACAUUCUUUGUCUGAUGAACCAGAACUACGGGACUUUGACCCUGACGUUACGGCCAUGCAACCCUAUCAAGAUCAGACCUAUCAGCCUGUUUAUUUCGUAUCAGAGAGUUUCAAUGAUGCCAAAGCUAAACUCAGGGUCUACGCAGCACAUAUCAAGCGACCUUUUUCUGUGAAAUAUGAUCCUUACACCUACAGUAUUGAGCUCUUGGACCACCCACAGAAGAUCUGCCACUCCCUGGCAAAUGUGCGUGAUGAGCUCCACUCAUUAAUUGAUGCGCUCAAUAUUAUCAGCUAACACAAGAUUUGGACACAAGCCUUUCCCCCCCCUCCAAGCCAAUGUCUUUUACUGUACCUGCAAACUUGGUUUCCUGCCAUGGCUACUAUUCACUGCACUGUUUGGGCCAACAAUGUCACUAUGAUUUCUUUUAGGGUUUUGUGUUGCUUUCUCAUGCCACAAUAAUACCUAUGGUGUGAAUUGUGCCCCACAUGCCAUGAUAUGCAGGCAUUUUAGUGACAAGCUUGGUUGAAGAAAGGAAAGUAAAUGAAUCUUAGGAGCUUAAUCCUGAAUCCCUUGGGUAUUUUUUUUUUUUAUUAAUAGCAAGGGGUCUGGAUUGGAACAGAUGCUAUAGGAAAUAAUUGCACAGCACACUGUAAAUUCCCCUUUAAAGAGAAAGAAAAGCAAUGUGUUCCCAAAACAUUAAUUGUUCCCCCAAAUUAUAUUUUUAAAAUUAUUUAAAAUAUGAGAGACAAGCACAGAAGAGACCAAAUAGUUCCUUACACUACCAGGUUCAAAACAGUUUAACUCCACUUUCUGAAACUCAGUUCUGCUCAAUUCUGCCCCCUUGGAAAUGAGAAGAACAAAACACCCAAAUCAAAAGAGGCAGAGAGAAGUUUUAAUUUUUGCAUCUCUGAGGAAGGCUUCCAUUAAAGAACUUGGUCAAUUUACUAGUUUAUUAUAUUCUUCAUGUUUUUGUCUCCUCCCUUUGUAAUUUUGCAACAUCUUCUAUGACUUUGUUUUUCCCAGAAAGACCAAACAUUCCAUUAGUAAUUCUUUGUUAUGAUCAGAAUUCUCUCAGCCCUUUUGCUUAAAUGGUUUCAGACAGGUACAAGCCUUAGGGGACUGCCCCACACUAAGAUUGUACUGGUAACAGGAGUUCUGAAGAAUUCCAAGGGAUGACUCAGAACAAGGCCCAAUGAACUUUUCUCAUCUGACUGGAACAUCUUUCUCAUCAUCUCUAAUCUUUCCAUCUGGGAAAAAUUCUUCCAGGAUGAGCAAAGUUUUGACUAAUGAACAUUGGCUACAGUUGUCGGUAGACUUGUUUUGUGGCCCUAUGAAACUCGGUGGAAUCUCUUGCCAAGCAUGCGAUAAAGAGAAGCACCGGCUUCUCAAAUCAAAAUGAGGUCCAACUCCUAUCAACAAACUGAGCUGACCCAGACCAGAAUCACAUCUGCAAUGCUGCUAAUGCUACCAUGUCACCAGCAGCACUUUUCACUCUACAGCCCAUCAUACUGUGUUAUCAGAUAGGUACUACUUGGAAAAUAGGGAGCGUGGAUUAGAAUCAAGUCCAGGUUCAGGUCUGUUCCCAUUAGUGCCACUUACAGUAGGAAGGAAGCCCCUUGGGAAGCCUAUAUGGAAUAAGUGAUUUCUGCUAAAGGCAGAAGAAUCCACAGAAUUGAGAACGAAGUCUUCUGAACUCUUAGACCCUUGGCAGCAACCGUCUGUCCACAAACCUAGAGUGCUGUGUUGGGUAGAAUGAAUAGCAGGAAAUGGCUAAUGGAUAUUAAAAGUGCUGAUCUUGUUCUUCUGAUUUCUUUUCCUCCUCUGAGGAUGAAGGUAAGUGAUGAAAUGUGUGGCAUGAUAUCUUGGCACAAGGUCUUUGACUUCUGUACUUGCAGCAGGGCUUUGAAUCGAGAUGUCACGUUGCACGUUUUGUCAUUUUUUGUGUGUGUAUCAAUAUGGCUUGCACUUCUGUCUAAAAACCAGCACUUGAUUGCUUGAAUGGUUUUAAAGGGCCCAAAUGGCUCCUGGUUCUGACCUCAGCAGGCCUACCUAAAGUGAGAGAAGAACCAAAGAGCACCACAGUGGUGUGAUGACUAACACAUAUAGUCUGUACUUUCCCUGUUCUGCUUAAUUCUUAGACUGUUGACUUCAGGGUUACAAUGCCUAGUCUAAUUUUAGGACAUUUCUGCUUCUUCUCCUUGCUCCUUGUGCCCUUCACCUGAACAACAACAUAACAAAAAGAAUCUGAACAAUUCAGAAACUUGAGCACACUUUAUUGAAACUGUAACUUGAUUGUAAAUAUUGGCCAGCCAGUUUCCAGUCUCAGGCCUGAAUGAGCAUCUCAACAUUUAAGUAUGAUAUUGUUCCAGUACUUUAUAAGCCUUCUGUCACCCUAUACCAGUGAUGGCGAACCUUUUAGGCACCGAGUGCCCAAACUGCAAGGCGCGGGUGCAUGCACAUGCGCCCUGCACAUGUGUGCAUCCCCAUGCAGGUGCAUGCACCCAUGCAUGCACCCGCACCCUGUGCAUGCGCCCACACCCCACCAAAACUGCAAGGUGCGUGUGCCCCACACAUGUGUGCACAACCCAUGUAUCCACCCACACCCCGCGCAUGUACAACAGAGACCCGAAGACCAGCUGGCCAGUGGAAGGUGUGCAUGCAUGUGCGGCAGAAACCUGAAACAGAGCUAGGGCGAUGGCACGCAUGACCACAGAGAGGGAAGUGCGUGCCACAUCUGGCACAUGUGCCAUAGGUUCGCUACCACUGCCCUAUACAGACUUUAAUAGUGCUGAAAGGCACUGAUAGCAUUCUGCUAAGGGAGCAAGAAAUGCCCAGGUAUGUCUUAGCACUAUCAAGGCAUAAAGCUUUUCAUUCUAAGACACUUCCUGUUCUAAAGUUCUGUCUAUUAGAGUGGAUGAAAAAAUAGAAGCUGGGUCACUUGAGAAACUAAACAGUCAUCAUAUUUUUUUGAAAAAGAAAGAAAAUGUAACCAUGUAUGUGUAGGAUUUUUGUUUUCAUUUUGCAGACAAGAAAAUUUAUUAAAAAUAUCCAUUCAACACGAACAGGGAAUCAUUUAUAGUAACCUUGUUAGGAAUGCAUACACUUAGCUUAAAGAAAUUCUCAGUGGCUAACUAUUCAAAUCAGUUGAAGCCUUCAUUAACUGCAAUGACUUGGAUGUAUUGUGGUACUUGCAACAUAAUUCAGGUCUCAUAAACAUUCUAUGGCAUUUACAGCACCAUAUUGGUUGAAUGCAUGCUAUGAUUUCACAAAAUCUCAAAAUGUGUUUUUUUUUUUUUUUGCUUACGAUAGAUAAGCAUAGUUAUCAUAGAUAACUAUGAAAUUUCUUGGAUAAUUCAUAAAACCUUAAGCUAACAAUUGCAAUAGUGACUGAUGAUGAUAGCAGAUACAAUCCACAAAUCUGAAAACGAAUAUGUCUGAAUAUGGUCUAUAUAUUCUAUGAAGCUAUAUGGAACAAGGAUGCCUUGAAAUGUCCUGAAGAGAUGGCAAAAGUAGUUAACAUUCUUCCUGGUGAGGAAAGUCACUGGUUGAAUUUCUUCCUGUUGAGAGUGAGACUCAAAAAGACAAUGAAGAGAUGCUUCCUUUUUUGUCUUGCUUGGUACCAUAUUUCAUGGUACUUGUGUGUGUAUUCACCAUACAGCUUGAAAGAACAGGUGCCAAUAUUACUGCUGCUAUUGCUGCUGCUAUUGUGAAGUGGAUCUGUUUCUCUUGCUCCAUAAAGAAUAUAUUUGUUUCUCAUGCAGCUGCUGCUGAUUUGCUAUGAAUAAAAUCAUAUUUCUGG
Messenger RNA from Pantherophis guttatus, 4996 nucleotides. RefSeq names its product tyrosine hydroxylase (gene TH). Gene Ontology annotation, biological process: dopamine biosynthetic process from tyrosine. NCBI's taxonomy places the organism in Eukaryota, Metazoa, Chordata, Lepidosauria, Squamata, Colubridae. The record is from RefSeq and is a predicted model, not a curated record. Gene Ontology annotation, cellular component: cytoplasm; perikaryon; axon. Gene Ontology annotation, molecular function: iron ion binding; tyrosine 3-monooxygenase activity.